AUGGCAAUAUCUUUAACGGGAAAAUUAGUGAUAACGUUCGUCACGUUAGCCGUAAUUGGUGGUCUGACGGCUGUGAUCGUGCUUCUUGUCACCGAAGUAGACGAGGAACCAGUCACCGUACCCACCACCACUUCGACGCAAGCGCCCCCGAUAGAUCCUGAUGCUCUCCACGUCGGUGUCGGUAUAGCGGAUAUGACGGGACCGUGCGUUGAAAUUACUUUCAUGGGCUACGCGGAGUUGGGGCAGUCUGGACAAGGAAUUCAUUUGAGGCAGUUCGCUAGGACUUUUAUCUUCGUAAAAGGGGAUACAAGAAUAGUUCUUGUGACAGCUGAAAUGUUAGCUGUAGGAUUCUCAGUAAGACGGGCGGUAGUUCAGAAUCUCCAAGAGCGCUUCGGCGAGAUGUAUUCGCUUCGAAACGUGAUCAUAACGGGCACACACACGCACAGUGGACCUGGUGGUCAUCUCGUGGAUUUCCUUCUAGACGUUUCUACUUUGGGAUUCUCCAGAGAAACUUAUGACGCUUAUGUUAAUGGUAUAACAAAUAGUAUCAUCAAUGCACAUACCAACUUAUGGCCGGCACGCUUAAUCUUUGGCAAGUCUCGCGUUGAGAACGUUCAAAUGAAUCGAUCACCUUUCUCAUACGAACAUAAUCCUUCCGAGGAGAGAGCGAGAUACGAAACAAAUUACGAUGACGAACUUACCCAAGUUCGUAUCUUGAAGAAUAAUGGUGACCUUCUGGGGGUGUUGAACUGGUUCUCGGUGCACGUCACCAGCAUGAACAUGAGCAAUCACCUUGUCUCGUCAGAUAACCUAGGGUACGCAGCUUUGAAACUUGAGGCUACGCUCAACCCUAGCAGACCUGUUGGAAGGCCCCAAAUAGUAGCGGGCUUUUUUGCAUCCAGUAUCGGUGAUGUUUCUCCAAAUACCCGAGGCGCGCGCUGUGAGUUCAGUGGUGAUGAGUGCGACAACCAGUUCCAGUUGUGUGCACUGUUCGAGAGAUGCUUCUCCACUGGACCCGGUGAGGAUAUGUUCGAGAGUACCAGGAUUAUUGGGGAGAGGAUCUAUCAGGGCGCUUUGGAAGCACUAAGUAACCCAGGAGACGAGUUGAGCGAUGACGUGGCGGUGGUGCAUCAGUUUCUGGACAUGCCUUUACAGACGGCGCCACGAUAUGAUCCCAUUUCCAGAAACUUCUUCACGAAUGAAACUGUCGGAGGUUGUGUACCCGCACUGGGUUACAGUUUUGCUUCAGGGACCACGGACGGCGCCAACAUACUGAAUAUUACACAGGGUACCCUGACCGGUAACCCGUUGUUGGACGCCAUCGGUGGCGUUGUCGCGCCCGCUACUGAUGAGGAUGUUGCCUGCCACCAGCCUAAACCCAUCCUACUCGCUACGGGCAGAGCCAAUUUCCCAGUGCCUUGGCACUCUCGUAUCAUUUCUCUAUCUGUCCUAAAUUUGGGAGGUUUCGUAGUGGCAGGUAUUCCGGGCGAACCAACUACUAUGGCGGGCAGGCGGAUUAAAGACGUAGUGGGUAAUGUACUAGUGCAGAACGGACUGGAGCCAAGAGUGGCGGUGUCUGCUCUCACUAAUGAGUAUAUCCACUACGUGUCUACGUUUGAAGAGUAUCAGAUCCAACGCUACGAAGCAGCUUCAACGCUCUUCGGCCCGCACACUCUCGAAAUAAUGCUUCACAGACUGCAGCAGUUCACGUUAGCGGCGUUACAGGGCGUCUCCGUCCCCCCUGGUCCUGAGCCUGAAGACCACAAGAGCAGCGCGAUCUCUAUCAUACUGCCCGUGGUCAUGGACAGCGCUCCACUGGGAACCAACUUCGGAGACGUCAUCGAACAACCCCCUGCCACUGUGCGACCAGGGGAAACCGUUAGCGCUCUCUUUGUGGGAGCAAACCCUAGAAAUGACUUGUUCCAAGAGUCCAGCUACUUGGAGGUCCAGCGUUUCGAAGUGGACCGGUGGGUCACCAUCGCCACUGAUUCAGAUUGGGAUACCAUUUUCUCGUGGGAGCGCGAGACCACGGUGCUGGGCAUGAGCCGCGCGCGCGUGCAGUGGCGCGCGCCGCCGGCCCCGCACUCCGCGCCGCUGCGCCUGCUGUACCGCGGCGCCGCGCGCUCCGUGCUGGGCGAGCUGCACCGCUUCACGGGAGUCUCCAGGAACUUCACCAUCGUCUAACUAAUUGGAUUUUCUCUCUAGAUGUAUAAAUAUGGUUUUUCAAACGAUAUAUAGCGUUCUCUGACGAAAAUCCUAUGGUACCACGCAAACCG
Melitaea cinxia (Glanville fritillary) is the source of this 2276-nucleotide messenger RNA. Its product is annotated as neutral ceramidase-like. Gene Ontology annotation, biological process: sphingosine biosynthetic process; ceramide catabolic process; long-chain fatty acid biosynthetic process. Lineage: Eukaryota; Metazoa; Arthropoda; Insecta; Lepidoptera; Nymphalidae. Gene Ontology annotation, cellular component: extracellular region. Bases 1 to 2184 code for a protein of 727 amino acids. The record is from RefSeq and is a predicted model, not a curated record. Gene Ontology annotation, molecular function: N-acylsphingosine amidohydrolase activity. The transcript has 14 exons.